Amoebophrya sp. A120 is the source of this 2972-nucleotide messenger RNA. Lineage: Eukaryota; Dinophyceae; Syndiniales; Amoebophryaceae. The record is from the annotation of a GenBank genome assembly.
CUAGGCCAAAAGUCUCCAAGCAUCAAUUUAUGGGGAGAGCAGCCGGCGAUUCGUCGCUGUUUCGCGGCGGAAUCACAAUACGCCAAUCUGUGGUCUUCAUCUCCACCUCCAUCGUCGGUGUGUGGGAAUAGCGAAGCUUCUCUUCCCGCCGUUUUGGGAAAUUCCAUUCUGAAAGAGGUUGCAAAAGAAGUAAAGACGCCAGGACCACCUGGCUCUACGCUUCCUUCGCUUUAUUCAGUAAUCUCUUCGAAGCCCGCGCAGGCGCACUACCACUACUUUGGAUGGGAGUACAACCCAGAAGAUCCAGAUUUGUGUUUGCCGUUUCAGGAGCGAGAGAAAGUUUGGUCCGCUUCGCCUUCUUCCGCAUCUACUAUUUUCGGAAAUCCGCAGAUGAUCAAGAAACCAACCACAACUGCUUACCCGAUCCAUCGACUGCUGGUGGCCCCGAUAGAGGGAGAUAGAAAUGAGACAACUCCGGCGUCACUCCAUCCAGAAAUCAAGCGCAAAAUCGUACUCCGGAGCCCGGCGUCGGGCGCUUACGUGACACCAGCCGAGGAGGAGCAGAGGUGGCAACCCCGCGACUUGAUCCACAUCAGAAGAAGUCCGCAACUUGCAACUACUCCCGAGGAACAUGAAAUAUCGGCCGUAGCAGGAGAGAUGAAGACCUCCGAGCCUGAGCCGGAUCAACACGAAGACUGGCGGUACCGGCAAAACAUCUGGCAGUACUUCGACAGCGUUUUGGAGGAGGAGUACAAGGAAACGAGCCGUGCCGAAUUUGAGGACAAACAGAUGGAGCAGUACGGACAGAAAAAACCCGAUCUAACUUUUCAUUUGCGCAAAACCAAAAUGUGUGGGCGGAACUGCGACAGCGAUAAUUCCGAUAGUGAUCAUGCGGACCACGAACAAUCUCCCACGAGCGACUAUUUAGUACCGCAAGGUCGUGACGAAGAUUCUUCUACUUUUGAUUCCGAAGAAGAUGCCGCCAGGAGUAUUUGGUCUUCCGAAGAUGCUGAGGAAUACGAAUACUCACACGACGUCAAGAAUACCAACGUAAAUCCAAACUGCUAUGUGUGUCGAACUUUGCGUUGGUCCGACCUGCCGAUCGCCAUUGGCUUGCCACAAGGUCGUGCUAGCUCGCGGCGUGAACACCUAGGCGGAAUGUUUGGUGCGGAAUUAUCUCAAGCGUCGGAACUACGUGACUCACAGUCACAACAGCCGCAAAGUUGCGCUACGGUCGUUGACCGGUACGAAAAUGCUUCGGCUUUGGAGACCGAAGCGUUGAUCUUCCAGGACCAGGGAGUGUCGAAUUGUGCGUGCUAUCAGUCCCUGAACGAAGUGGAAACGUGGAUACUGGAUGAAAAGUUCCUGAAAGAUUUAAGGAGAAAGGCCUACGCGACUUUUCUGCUGUGGGACGAGGGACAGAAGGAGAAGUGUCGGAUGCGCAGCACGACGAGGGAUGUCUGCCCUGUGAAAAAUGGCGGAGGAAGAGGUUCUUUGCUAAAGCACAACAGUACAACUGAGGUACCAGCUAUGAAUCAUGGGUCACUCGCGGCCUUGUUUGAGAAACUAGAAAACUGGGAAAAAUCGCCGGUCCCUGGGUUUUCUUGCGGUCUAAGUGCCGGAAGACGAAGAACCAUGCUUGACUCCACCCGAAUGUUUAACCGGAUAAAAAAAGAGGACGAGAACGGGCAGCCGCUGUGGAACACAAUGUACAGCCAAGACAAGGAGCAAUUGCUCAGCGUUCACCACACGUUCAUCAAGCACGGGUUUGGCAACGAGGAUGGCAAGCCCGGCGACGCUCAGCCUACAGCUGUGGACGAUCUCCGAAGAGGAGAACAGCAAGGGAAGAACAAACGCUCGUCGAACGAGAAAAGCAAAACUCAAGCACGACGACACCGCCACCGACGACGGAAGCAUUGUGUGAUGCGGAAGUUGAAGUUUCGUUGUGGAAAGAGGUUGGCAAGAAGAAUACGGAGAAAGAAGAAGCGCGAUGAGGAAGAAAGGCCAUUUCCGUACUGUGAUCAGCUGCUGCGAUUGUCUUUGGAUGUCGUAGACGAUUUUUACGAAACGUAUUUCGAUCAUGAUGUGACAAAUAGAAACAAAAAGCGAAGUAAGGCGAGGAGCAAGACGAUUUCAUCGAUGAACCACCCGAUGACAAGUAAAGCAGUUGGAGGAAGUAACAGUGGAACAACUGAAACUCCUUUGUCGCGAACAAGCAGCUCAACUUCGACGGCAUUGCGAGGCAGCACAAGGAACAGACCAAGUAACUGGAUCAAAAUCAAAAGAUUUCUCCGCCUGGCGCAGCUGGAUCUGCUGCGAGAGUUGGCCGGGGACAAUGACGAGAAGCCAGCAAGUCCACGUGGCUCGUCUUCUUCAACAAACGUGAACGAAUUCUGCGACGACAUGACGUAUCAAAAGAUGAAAGAAGUAGAUAGCGCAGCAUUCAAAAAAGAGGUCGUGAGGGCGAAGCCGAUGAAGGCGAAAACAAUACGACAGAAAGUUGAGGAGCGGAUGAAUCUCGGCCGUGCACUCCGCCACAGCAGCGCCACCGCUCAGGAAGAGCAUGGAAUUUGUCAGUCUAGCGCGCUCUUGAAAUUUGCCAAGCGUGGCAAGGAACCCGACCCAGAGCCGAGUCGGGAGAAGUGAAGCAGGGUAACUGCUUUCAUCAAAUAAUAUACAUAGAAGUCAGUGAUGUGCCUAACGAUCCCCAUGAUAAUGAUCGCGAUGUUUUUUAACGUCAGCGUAGAUAUUGAUGUGUGAACCUUCGUGAUCGCGAAUGCGGAAAAUAUGCCCAGAUAGGAAUGAUCCUCAAUCUUGGAUACUUUUUUACGAAACUUUGACGCAAUGUUUUUACAGAUGGAAUUUCUCUCUCACAAGAAAAAAGAUUUUGUUUUUGAACUGUACCGAUGUAGUAACUCGGACGAGACCUCCAUGUCUCUUGUUAAACCGCUGAUGACCAAGACAAACCGGAG